Messenger RNA from Closterium sp. Naga37s-1, 2301 nucleotides. The record is from the annotation of a GenBank genome assembly. NCBI's taxonomy places the organism in Eukaryota, Viridiplantae, Streptophyta, Zygnematophyceae, Desmidiales, Closteriaceae.
AUGCUCGGUGUACCGCCGCUCUCAGGAACUUCGCAGCGGCUUAGUAAUGGGGAUGCUCAGCCUCCUUUGGCUGAGGCACCACUCACGGUUGGUGAACAGCGGGAGGCGGCUGUUACCCCACGCACGCCCUCGGUAGACCAGCAAGCAUCGCCCAAUUGCCCACACGCAUCCUCUGGGCUGGUGGAUGCACAAGACACCCGAGGGGUAGAUGGGCGUGGGCAGGAACCAAGUGAUCCGGGGAUGGACAGGGCAGUGGCGGCGUGGGAGGCGCAACGCCGGCACUUGCAGGAGCUGCAUAAUAGGCGGCGGCGCGAGCUUCCACUUGGUGCCACGGCAACAGAGUCGCCCGGCACUCUUGGAGCUUCAGUGGGUCCUAGCAGGGCUCCACUUGGACCGCGCUUGGCACGACGGCAGGAGCUGAGGCGUUUGUUGGUAGCUGGCACGGGCGGUCGGCAAGAGUGGGCGACGGCAGAGCAGGCGGAGUCGACAGCGGGGAGGCAGGAGGUGCAGGGGGCCCUGCUGGCGGAUGAGGGCCGGAAGUGCGGGGCAGGUGGGCAGCAGGGGGUGACGGAUGCAGGCCUGCCGGAAAAGGUGCUGAGGAGGCAGCCGAGCCGUCUGGCGGAGGGCCAGCUGGGCCUGCCGACAAAGGUCCAGGGGGAGUUACUCGAGGAGGAGCAUUGGGAGCGUGGGGAACAGGGACGGAAACCAGGGAGGGAGCAACCGGAAACGCUGUCGGCGAUGCAGCAGGGUCUGCCGGUGGCUGCAGGGGAGACUAGAGACAUCAAUCCCUUCCCGAAGGCACGAACGGGGGCGUCUCUAAAGGGAUGGGCUGGAGCUGGCAAGCAGCGGUCGGGCAAUCAGCAGGAUCAGCAGGAAGAGGGCGAGUUGGGGCGGCCGCUUACGAGCCAACGUCCGGGAGGCCAGCUGGUGCGACGGCGGCCACUGUCAGGGGAACAGGGAGUGACUGCAGCACCUGAGGGCGUGCAGCAGGCAGGGGGACAGCAGGGAGUGACUGCAGCACCCCAGGGCGUGCAGCAGGCAGGGGGACGACAGGGAGUGACUGCAGCACCUGAGGGCGUGCAGCAGGCAGGGGGACAGCAGGGAGUGAUUGCAGCACCUCAAGGCGUGCAGCAGGCAGCGGGACAGCAGGGAGUGACUGCAGCACCCCAGGGCAUGCAGCAAACAGCGGGACAGCAGGGAGUGACUGCAGCACCUGAGGGCGUGCAGCAGGCAGGGGGACAGCAGGGACUGAUUGCAGCACCUCAAGGCGUGCAGCAGGCAGCGGGACAGCAGGGAGUGACUGCAGCACCCCAGGGCGUGCAGCAGGCAGCGGGACAGCAGGGGGUGACUGCAGCACCUCAGGGCGUGCAGCACGCAGGGGGACAGCUGGGGGCGAGGGCAGCACUUCAGGGCGUGCGGCAGCGGCAGCAGCAGCGGCAGAAGCGUCAGCAGCAGCAGCAGCAGCAGCAGCCCCCCCCGAUCCCUCCGGAAAGCCCCACACCGGGGGUUGCGGAGAAUUCAGCCACUCCUGACACGGCUCCACUUGCUCCAACUUGUGUCCCUUGCGAGUUCUGCUUUCACACAUUUCCGCCUGGUGGUGCGGCCUCCCGCCACAUAGUUGCAUGUAAAGCGGCAGAUGCUCAGCGGCGGGCUCAGGCCCUUACUUCCUCCCCGAACCUGAGCGAGGUCUUCGGGGCAGAUCCAGUACCUCCGCGGGAUAUCGGUGAGGAGGUGUGGGGGGCGGUGCCUUCGUGGGACUGGGAGACUUUUUUCAGUAUUCAUUCUGUGUCGGGAGAGCUUCUUCGUCGGGUCCCGCAGCGGGCGCGACUGGGGGUGCUUGAUGCAUUGUGCUGCAUUCUCAAGAGACUGAAGGCUUCCCCUGGGGAUGAGGCGGCGACGCUGAUGUUCCUGGCCUUCCCGCGCCUCAUUUUGGGAGUCCCCGCGAAGGAGGGUCUUGGACGAAGGGCAGCCAUAGUAGGGCGUCUCGGAAAGUUCUGGGCAGGGGAAUGGCAACAGCUGUUCGAGGCUGCCUCUGCCGCGUUGACUCCGGCGGCGCGACCUCUUGCCUUCUCCUUACCUGAGCGAGAUGCUGAUGCCAUCCGUUUGGCCCGAUGUCGCACGAGGUGCCAAGUGGGGGAAUGGAGUCGAGGACUAGCAUGCCUUACUGCGGGCGACUUGGCGCAGCCCUCUCAAUUAACAGUAGACCGGCUGACAGCAAAGCACCCGGCCAGUGAGGUGCCAGUUCCUGAGUGGGUGGAGCACUUUCGCAUAGACACAGUGGAUUUCGGGAUGCGUUUCUGA